This is a messenger RNA of Laetiporus sulphureus 93-53, 1284 nucleotides long. RefSeq lists its product as uncharacterized. The record is from RefSeq and is a predicted model, not a curated record. The coding region runs from base 1 to 1284 and encodes 427 amino acids. NCBI's taxonomy places the organism in Eukaryota, Fungi, Basidiomycota, Agaricomycetes, Polyporales, Laetiporaceae. The transcript has a single exon.
AUGUCCACACUCUAUGCCACCAAAAAAGCCCAGAAAACCGCAAAAUGUGCGAAAGCUGAAGUGGAGGAGCAGAUUCGUGUUAAGGAUGCCACUCUGGAGGAGAUGCUGAAGGCAGAGAGCAGUUCACAUCAGGAACUUGGGCAGGCACUGGACAACGUCUGGUCAGAGCUGGAAGCCAAGACAUCACAGCUGGAUGUGGAGCGUAACACUCACCGGGAACUCGGGCAGAAGCUGCACAAUAUGAAGUCGUGGCUGUGGAAUAAUCAGGCUGAGCUAAAGGCCAUGGCCACUAUAGCCUCGCUAGAUGAAAACCUCCAGACCACGAUGCAUCGGGUGGAUGCAGAGCGCAAGAGUCACAGGGUACUAGAGCAGAUGAUGAACAACAUGCGGUUGGAGCUGCAGGCCAGAACGUCUAAGCUGGAAGGGGAGUGCAGUGCUCAUACGGUGCUGAAGAAGAUGCUGAACAGCAUGCAGUUGGAGCUGCAGGUCAGAAUGUCUGAGCUGGAAAAAAAGUGCACUGCUCACACGAUACUAAGGCAAAGGUUCAGAAAUAUGCAGUUGAAGCUGAAAACGUCCGAGCUGGAAGAGGAGCGCGAUGCUCACUCACUAGCACAGACACUGGAGACAGAAUGCAGUGCUCAUCGAGAACUAGAGCAGAUGCUGGUUAAUAUGCAGUCUGAGCUGGAAUCAGCGCAAUCAGUGCUCAGAAUCAGGGUCUUGGAGCUCGAUGAAAUGUGCAUGACGGUGAAGGAACUAAAUCAGACGCUGAACGAGAUGCAGUCGAAACUGCAGACAGAGCGCAGUGCCCGUCAAGAGCUCAAACAGGCACUGGAAAAGGUGCAAUUGGACCUGCAGGCAGAAUGCAGUGCCCGUCAAGAGCUCGAUCAGGUACUGAAAAAGGUGCAGUCAGAGGUGAAUGCUAAAACAUCUGAGCUAGACGUGAAGCACAGUGCUCACCAAGAACCUGUGCAGACACUGGACAAGGUGCCACCAAAGCCAAGCAUCGAGACGUCUGAAUCAGAGGGAGAGCACACUGCUCACCAAGAACCCAUGCAGACACUGAACGAGGUGCCGCCAAAGCCUUCCCUCGAUGUUCCCCUCACCUUCAGUCCUGAAGAGUUCCCCAUGUGCUUCCCGUCGGCAGCCGACCUUGAAGAGUUCAGCAAGCACUUCCUGUUGCCAGAGUCACAGACACAUGCAGGUUCCAGCAUGGAUGUGGGAGGUGGCAAAAAGAUGUCCAUGCAGGCUGCCAUGAGAAGGGACCAGUAUAAACCUGUAAGGUGA